Messenger RNA from Castor canadensis (American beaver), 2781 nucleotides. It is a transcript of the gene Vwce, whose product is annotated as von Willebrand factor C and EGF domains. Gene Ontology annotation, cellular component: cytoplasm. Gene Ontology annotation, molecular function: protein binding; calcium ion binding. The record is from RefSeq and is a predicted model, not a curated record. Gene Ontology annotation, biological process: cellular response to virus. Lineage: Eukaryota; Metazoa; Chordata; Mammalia; Rodentia; Castoridae.
AUGUGGGCCGGACUGCUCCUCCGGGCCGCCUGCGUCGUGCUCCUGCUGCCGGGGGCCCCGGCCCGAGGCUACACCGGGAGGAAGCCUCCCGGACACUUCGUGGCCGAGAGACGCCGACUGGGCCCCCAUGUCUGCCUCUCGGGCUUUGGGAGUGGCUGCUGCCCUGGCUGGGCCCCAUCCAUGGGCAGUGGGCACUGCACCCUGCCUCUCUGCUCCUUUGGCUGUGGGAGUGGCGUCUGCAUCGCUCCCAAUGUCUGUUCUUGCCAAGAUGGAGAGCAUGGCGCCACCUGCCCAGAAGCCCAUGGACCCUGCGGGGAGUAUGGCUGUGACAUUACCUGCAACCAUGGUGGCUGUCAGGAGGUGGCUCGAGUGUGCCCUGUGGGCUUCUUGAUGACAGAGACAGCUGUUGGCAUCAGGUGUGCAGACAUUGAUGAAUGUUUAAGCUCCUCUUGUGAGGGCCAGUGUGUGAACACAGAAGGUGGCUUCGUAUGCGAGUGUGGACCUGGUAUGCGACUAUCCGCCGACCGCCACAGCUGCCAAGACACUGAUGAAUGCCUAGGGACCCCCUGUCAGCAGAGAUGUAAGAAUAGCAUUGGCAGCUACAGGUGCUCCUGCCGUCCUGGCUUCCACCUGCACGGCAACCGGCACUCCUGUGUAGAUGUAAACGAGUGUCGGAGGCCGCAGGAGAGGCGAGUCUGCCACCAUUCCUGCCAUAACACCGUGGGCAGCUUCCUGUGCACCUGCCGACCUGGCUUCAGGCUUCGAGCUGACAGGGUGUCCUGUGAAGCUUCCCCGAAGGCUGUGCUGGCCCCAUCCGCCAUCCUGCAGCCCCGCCAGCAGUCCCCCAAGAUGCCUCUGCUGCUUCCCGAGGCUGGCCAGCCUGCGCUGUCCCCAGGACACAGCCCUCCUCCAGAAGCCUCAGGGCCUCCUUCCAGAGUCAGGACAACCCAUCUGCCACCCACGUCGUUCCCUACCCAGCGGCUUUCCACCCCAGUGCCCACUGUCUCCCUGCUGGGGACCCUCAAACUCCCCUCCCUUCUCCAGGGGGAGUUACUGGGAACACCCAAGGGCCCCAGGCCAGCCACAGGCCCUGAUCCCUGCUGGCACCUGGGAGCCUUGUAUGCAUCAGGGAGCCACUGGACACAGCCUGACUGUUCUCAGUGCUGGUGCGAGGAUGGGGUGGUAACCUGUGGAAAGGUUAAGUGUGAAGUCACCUGUUCCCACCCGAUUCCCCCCAGAGAUGGGGGGUGCUGCCCCUCCUGUACAGGCUGCUUUCACAGUGGCGCCUUCCGAGCAGAGGAGGACGUGUUUUCACCUCCCGACGAGAACUGCACUGUUUGUGUCUGUCUGGCUGGAAAUGUGUCCUGCAUCUCACCCGAGUGUCCUUCUGGCCCCUGUGAGACUGUCUCGCAGUCAGACUGUUGUACCUGUGUCCCGGUGAGAUGCUAUUUCCGUGAUCGGUGGUAUGCGGACGGGGCUGUGUUCAGUGGGGGUGGUGACGACUGUACCACCUGCAUCUGUCAGAAUGGGGAGGUGGAAUGUUCCUUCACGCCAUGUCCAGAGCUGGACUGUCCCCGAGAGGAGUGGUGGCUGGGCCCGGGACAGUGCUGUUUCACCUGCCGGAAGCCCACACCCACCACAGGCUGCUCUCUUGAUGACAACGGGGUCGAGUUUCCAAUUGGACAGAUCUGGUCGCCUGGUGAUCCCUGUGAGUUAUGCAUCUGCCAGGCAGAUGGCUCAGUGAGCUGCAAGAGGACGGACUGCGUAGACUCCUGCCCCCACCCCAUCCGGAUCCCUGGACAGUGCUGCCCAGACUGUUCAGCAGGCUGCACCUACAGGGGUAGAAUCUUCUACAACAAUGAGACCUUCCCAUCAGUGUUGGACCCGUGUCUGAGCUGCAUCUGUCUGCUGGGCUCAGUGGCCUGUUCACCUGUGGACUGCCCCAUCUCUUGUACCUACCCCUUCCACCCCGAUGGCGAGUGCUGCCCCGUGUGCCGUGACUGCAACUAUGAGGGGAGGAAGGUGGUGAACGGCCAGGUGUUCACCUUGGACGAUAAGCCCUGUACCCGGUGCACGUGCCAGCUAGGAGAAGUGAGCUGUGAGAAGAUCCCCUGUCAGCCGGCCUGCAGUGACUCCUUAUUGCUCCCUGGGGACUGCUGCUUCUCCUGCCCAGAUUCCCUGUCUCCUCUGGAAGAAAGGCAGGGGCUCUCCCCUCACGAUGGCCUGGUGCUUGGCAAAGCUGCUCAGAGCCCCCAUGGAGACCCUGAGGCCCCUGUCAACUGUACCUCCUGUCCUGGGCCCCCGUCGGCAUCACCUCCAAGGCCAGCACUCCAUCUCCUCCAGCUGCUCUUGGGAACAAACCUGUCUACCGUGCAGACAUUACCCACGGGCCCCCCAGGAACACAGACCUUGCCCUCACCCCCUCUGGAGCCUAGGGGCACUUUUCCAGGGGAACCCACAGCCUCCCAGCCCCCCUGGCCCUCACCAGAGCCUUCUGUCCCUCCAGGACCUUCCACUCUACCUCCAACUUCUCCAGAGGCUCUUUGGCCACCUUUCACUCCAGAGAGCUCCAUCACUGCCUCUGGGGCCCGGACAACAGCCAGGUGGCCCCUGCCUGCCACCCUCCUGACUGAAUCUUUGGCACCUUCUUCGAUGGACCCUGGCUCUUCAGAGACCGCCAUGACUCCCCUCAGGCCUCAUAAAAACUCUGUGGCCCUUGUGUCUACCAACCACCCUGGUCCCCAGCAGCCCACAUCAAAAGAGGAAGACCCCACUGUCUGA